Messenger RNA from Chironomus riparius, 1464 nucleotides. NCBI's taxonomy places the organism in Eukaryota, Metazoa, Arthropoda, Insecta, Diptera, Chironomidae. The record is from the annotation of a GenBank genome assembly.
CGGACGUGCAUCUUCUUAGUCGAUAGAAAAAAAUAAUUGAGAAAUUCGUUAGACUUAAACGAGUGGAAAUGUUCACAAAUUGGUUGACUUCAGAUAUUUCGAGUAAGUCAAGGAAUGAAACAAAUACAUCAGCACCAGAUUGUGUAAUUGAGGUUGGACCACCACCAUUUGCUCGAUUUCCAGCACAUUCAGCGAUUUUAUCAACACAAAGUGGAUAUUUUCGUGCUGCAGUUUUAAGGAUUAGUGAAAAUGGAAAGCAGUCAGAAAACUCAAUUUUUCUACCAAACAUAAGUGUUGAGCAUUUUACGCCGCUCUUGACAUACAUGUACACGGGAUAUUUAGAAUUAAAUUUCGAAAAUAUUUUUGGAGUAUUGCUUGCAACGCACUUACUUCAUAUGCCAAGAGCACUUGAGAUUUGUCGGGAAUUUUUAUCUCAAAAUCAGCAACGACAACAAAAUGAUUUUUUCGGACAAAAAAACUCAAAACUUGUUCGACCAAUUGCAAGUAAGCCUCCAUCAAAUUUUGGAUUGAAUUUUGUGUCACCGCCAAAAGCUCAAAGCAAUUUCUCGUUAACAAGUCAUGGAACUAAUUUUAAAAGUCUUUCAAUCGAACCGGAAAUACAAAAACCAGUAAGAAAACUCCCAGAUGAGGAAAAGGUGGCAAAAAAGAUUUUUAAGCCAUCAAUUCCUAGUCCAGUUCCACAAACAUCGACAAUUAAGAAUGAAAAUAGUGAUAAUAAAGUUGUGAUUGAUAUUGCAAGUUGUGAUGGACCAGUGAGAUUUCGUCGUGUAUUAAAUGAAGCUUAUGAGCAUAAUAAACAUCCAAAUACAAGUUCAACAAACAUAUCGACUGAAAAUGACCAAAGUGAUUUAAAGUAUCAAACGAAUGUGUCGUCAUUCCAUCAACAAAUGGUUAGGAAUAUUAAUGAACAGUACAAUAAACAAAAGGCAGUCAACAGUGGCGAGGAAUCUGAAAAUUCUCAGCAUUCAAUUGAGAUCUAUACAUGUAUUUACUGCAAUCAUACAUUCAAGUCGAAAUAUUGUUAUCAGAAGCAUGCAAAGCGUCACAUAAAUCCGUUAAAUCCACUUGGAAGAUGUAGACCAGAUGACUGUGAAUCUAGUGACGGCGAGGCAGCAAAACAACAGCAAGUUUGUGUUAAACGAGACACAAUUAAGCCAUUGGAUAUGAAUGUGCAGUAUUAUCCGUGCAAAAUUUGUGGAUGUAAAUUUCCAAGCUACUAUUUCGUACACAAACAUCGUAAAAUGUGCCAUCCUGAAGUUGAAGCUGAUGGAAAUGGAAAUUUGAUACAAAAUGCAAGCUCAUCUUUAUCAAAUUCAUCGUCGCAGAAUCAACAAAAUGAUAAUCAGAUAAAUGGAGAGGAAUGUUCGAACAAAGAGAUCGUCGGGAGGGAGUUGGCAGAUAAUUCAUAAGAUUGAUGUUAUUUAAAAGUUUUGUGAAUAAAGU